This is a messenger RNA of Rhincodon typus (whale shark), 2596 nucleotides long. Its product is annotated as rab11 family-interacting protein 5-like. The transcript has 2 exons. Lineage: Eukaryota; Metazoa; Chordata; Chondrichthyes; Orectolobiformes; Rhincodontidae. Bases 16 to 441 code for a protein of 141 amino acids. Gene Ontology annotation, molecular function: small GTPase binding. Gene Ontology annotation, cellular component: early endosome; mitochondrion; secretory granule. Gene Ontology annotation, biological process: regulated exocytosis. The record is from RefSeq and is a predicted model, not a curated record.
GUGAUAGUAUGUUAGAUGAGUUACUUUCUCUGUUAUCCCAUCAGCCCUCAUCCUGUGAAGCCGAUCAGUACUGUGCAGAUUACAGAGAAGAAAUCUGGUCUAUUGGAUCUUGGCAGCACUUUAAGCAGCGGGCUUGAGAAACUGAAGAAUGUGACCACAGGAAGUAUCAGCCCCAUCAAAUCACCAGCAUCAGGUCAGGAGGAGCAGGAAGCAGUAAAGGAAUCCAAGCUCACUGACCCAGUUGCUCGUUACUACCACCUGACUCAUGAUGAACUCAUCAAAAUAAUUCUGCAGCAGGAGAUGGAGAUGAAGAAGAAAGAGGAGCAUGUGCGAGAUCUAGAAGAAUACAUCGAUGUAGUCCUAGUGCAAGUCAUGGAGCAAAAGCCCAGCAUUCUCCAAUCAGUGAGUGAAAAGUUGAAGAACAAGGCAGUUAACAAAUGAUAUAGCCUUGUGACUGUAGAAGGGUUUCCUUUCUACCCUUACACUAGUAAAUUCUGGAACCAAAUAGUACAACUGAUGUAAUCACUUUCCUGCUGUAGAUGGCCUGUGUUUUUAAAUGAUUGUCCCAAGAGGGAGAUUAAUGAGUCGCUAAAGAGAUGGUUAAAGGGGAACAUGACUUAGUCACACUUUGGUUGAAACGCUGUGUUUUCACAAUUGCGGCCAAGAGGCAAAUGCAGCUCUGAUUUGUUGGAUGGACAAAACUCGGAGUGAAAUUAGGGCAACCUGUUGUUAGUGGGCGUGAGCCUGCAGCAUCAAGCUUAUCCUAUAAUUCAAUACAGAUUGACAACAAAUUGGCAGUUUUGUUACAGGCCAUGGGGUGUUUGCUAUGCAAAAUGUAAGUUCUGAAAGAGAAAACAUUCAGAGCUUGCACAGUAAGGAGACUUCCCUCGGGUUGAAGCAAAGUUAAAAGUAGUCUUAAACUGCAUAUAACCCGCGCUAUAUACCAAAUUCCUGUGCCUUUGCAAGCAUGAAACAAGUUCCAUAAAAUAUGUUCAGUGUUUUUCAUUUAUACUCAUCUUCCAGCCAUCUGUCAGAAACCCAUUUUCUUGUACAAAACCCAAUGUCUUGUUUGUUUUUCUCAUCUGUUUUGGCUCUGUAACUGUCUGCUAUCGAGGAAUAAGAAAGCUUCUGUAUGCAAUUUAACUGUUGUUGAUGUGACAGAAUUGAUGGCAUUUCAAAAGAACAAUAACUGACCAGAUACUUUGCCACUGCCUUUUCCAUUCACCAAUCAGAAAUUGUGACUGUUUCUAGAAGUAAUAUAAUCCAUCCAGUGUAUUGUGUCACAGUGAGAGCCUGAACUGAUUCUUGCCAAAUAUCCACACUAGUGCACUUUCUCUGGUAAGGUUCAAACAAUUGGCAUUGGGGAAACUCCCCUGCUUCAUUUAUCCCCUCCCUAGUCCUGGACACUGAAGGCAACUAGAGUAUUUUUGAUAGCAGCUCAAUCAGCAGUGCUGAAAGUUGGUCCUGAAGGUCCUUUGUCCAUAAUGGCAUCUUUCAUUAAACACGCAAUUUAAUAUAUUUGAAUAAAUUUAUCAGGUGAUUGCAGGACAAUUUUGUUGCCAUUCUCCACUCCUAGGUCACAUCUGAGGUCUGUUUCCAAUUGAAACUCCUCAUCUGUUCACAACCAUGAAUGACUGCAUUAAAAUACUCGAAACAAACGAUGACUAGUGGCUGAAAUAAAAAUCAGAAAUUUUCUAUAUGAUAUUGUUAAGAAAAUCUUUUUCAUUUACUAGCAAAAUCACAAAUGUUUUGACGGGAACAGUGUUCCCUAAAUGUAAAAGUCCUCAGGAAAGCAUCUACAUUAAAACUUCAGUUAUUUUUCUAAGAGUUGGUUGGUUUCUGUCUCAUAGUUGGAAUUUAUCAACAAAUAUUGUUUCAAGCACUGUAUAAAAAUAUUUGCCUUGUCAGUAUACUUUAUAUUAUCCUAACUCAGCUUCCAAAGUGAGUGUUCAAAAACUGUACAUCUGUUCUAAAGCAAAUCCAUUGUUAUAAGCUUCUUUUAAAAUUUAAAUUUGAUCCAGUUAAAAAUUGAGUAAAACCUAAGGUUGAGAAGUUCAUUAUCCUGAAUGCUGGUGUUGCAUUUAUUGUUCCCAUAUGGAUUCCUAUGUUAUAAAAGUCCUAAGGGGUAGAGUCACUGCAAUGAUCAACUUGUAUCAUCACCUACGGAAUAACUCGUGGAGAACACGGGGCUGAAGGGAUAAAAACUUUUCUUUUGUGGACUUACUUGUGGAACUGAAACGUUUUCAACAGUAAUUUAUGUCAUUGAUUUAUUUUGAAGUGGAUAAGUUUGGAAUUGGAUUUUUUUCUCUACUUCAUUAGCUGCCGUUGUGGGUAGACAGCAUUCAAUGUACAGCAUUUCAGGAUACUUACCCCUUUCUUAGACAGUCACAAUGUAUAGAACCUCAACAUGUCCCUAUCCUGUUCAGUUUUGUUGUAUAGUAUCGCAAUACAUCUUACCUUAUUUUAGAUUGAAGAGAACCCUGUCUAAACUCUUCUGCCUUUAUGUAAUUAAAACAAAAUCCUGCUUUCAGGAAGUGGAGAUGGAGCUUUUAAAAAAAUGCUGCUUGUUAAUAAAGUUAAAUCAUGAAAUAAUCAA